Molecule: messenger RNA, 2106 nt
Organism: Plasmopara halstedii
Lineage: Eukaryota; Oomycota; Peronosporomycetes; Peronosporales; Peronosporaceae
Product: dna photolyase
Exons: 1
Coding region: 1-2106 (701 amino acids)
Biological process (GO): entrainment of circadian clock by photoperiod; circadian regulation of gene expression
Cellular component (GO): nucleus; cytoplasm
Molecular function (GO): DNA binding; FAD binding
Source: RefSeq, a predicted model, not a curated record
AUGUCGGACCAAACGCCAUCGUCCUUACUGCCUUCCGACGACACAGCGGAUGACGCAGAUCUUGCGUACUUUGCAUCUUCGCUACUAGACGCUUCUGAUGGUGAUUCAAGUUUAUUAGAAUCAACGCUGGAUGCUGCAACACUUGAUGCCGUGGACGCAGCCAUCAACGCGCCUCAAGAGCUUGUCUCCGAUAAGCUUUCAACGUCUGAUUUACUACAACAGCAAUCUCAACGUCAAUCGAAUUUGGUUGAGCCCAGUUUAGUGAAUGCUGGGUCCAGAAUGAGCUCUGAAGAUAAUCAAGAGGACAUGAGGGUAUUAAUGUGGUUCCGACGUGACCUACGUGUGCACGACAAUUUGGCGCUUUGUGCAGCUUUGAAACACAUAAAACAAUACCAAUUGAAUACUGAUAACCGCAAAAUGAUCUUUAUUCCGCUGUACAUUGUACACCGCCCUAAGAUCAUGCGCUGCGGUGUUAAUCGUUUCCAGUUUAUGCUCGAGAGCGUUUCAGAUUUGGCCAGCGCGUUAACUGCGCGGGGAUCGCGUCUCGUAGUAGCCAGAGGAGACGGAUUGCAGGUAUUAAGACGUUUGCUACCUGCGUGGCGCAUCACGCAUCUGUUUUUCGAUGGAGCGAGUGAGCCAUUUGCUAUUGAUCGAGAUAAUCGAGUAGUGGAGUUAGCAAGACGAUUAAAUGUCCGGACACAUGUGACACAAGGGUACACGCUCUACGAUCUGAAUGCAGUAAUUGCAGAGAACGGAGGUGAACCACCAAAGACAUAUACGGCUUUUUUACGUGCACUAGCUCUGCAGCCCAAGCCACCAAAACCACUCCCGACGCCCGUGAAAGUACCACCGCUUGGUCAUCUUCCAAGUGAGCUUUAUCAGCAAGUGGUGGACUAUUGGAGAAAUCGAUUAAAACCUGAUCCGUUGGCGGAUGUAAAGGAGGAAAAAGCUGAAAACAAUGGUGUUGAACAAGAAGAAAAAGAUGAUGAUCCGGAAGUGAUGAUAAAGCAACUUUUGGAGAUUGCAGGUCCAGAACAACAAUUCACGCUUCCAGAGGUAACGGACUUUGGCUUCGAGGUUCCUGAUCGUCAUCCGUUUAUCUACGGUGGAGAGCAAAUUGCACUCAGCAUUCUACGCGACUAUUGUCGCAAUGAAGGCCGCGUCGUUCGAUUUGAAAAGCCAAAGACAUCUCCAGCACAAACGACACCUUCCGCUUCGACCACGUCGCUGAGUCCGUAUUUGUACUUCGGCUGUAUCAGUCCGCGAACAUUCUUGCAUCACGUACGAGGCAUCCAAGAACUCCAUGCAAAGGCAUUAUCAGCUACACCUGUAAGCUUAGACGGACAGCUGCUUUGGCGUGAGUUUUUCCACUGCCAUGGCCGAGCCAAUCCAUAUUUCGAUAAGAUGGAGGAGAGUCCGACCUGUCUACAGAUUGACUGGCGAUUACAUAAAAUUCCAGAAAAAGAGGAAGAGAUGACCGAUGAUGAUAAGCUCGCUCGGUCGCAAUUUAACGCUUGGACUGAAGGUCAGACGGGCUUUCCAUGGAUCGACGCAAUCAUGACUCAACUUAAGAAAGAGGGAUGGAUGCAUCACUUAGCACGCCACUCGGUCGCGUGCUUCCUCACUCGCGGUGAUCUGUACAUCUCAUGGGUACGAGGACUUGAGGUCUUUCAGGAACGACUUAUUGAUCACGACUGGAGCAUUAACGCUGGCAAUUGGUUGUGGCUCAGCAGUAGCUAUUUCUUUUCAGCGUACUUCCGAGUGUACUCGCCAUCGACAUUUGGUAAGAAAUGGGACCCUGAAGGCUUAUUCAUUCGCAAAUACGUUCCAGCUCUAAGCAAAAUACCGGUAAAGUACAUUUAUGAGCCUUGGAAAGCGCCCAUGACUGUACAACACGCUGCUGGUUGUCUCAUUGGCAAAGACUAUCCGUUUCCGAUCGUGGACCACAAAAUUGCGAUGCGUCGGUGCAUGGCAGGCAUGAAGAAGUCAUACGCCAUCAAUAAGUAUGGUACACCUCCUAUCGUGCGACCGCCCAUCAGUCCCCGAUCAAAGCGUCCGCGUGAAAACUCAAGCUCUUCCGAGACGUCGGAAGAGUCGACAUUGUAA